UUUGAAGCCUCGUGGGAUAUUUCGAGAUUGUAAAGUUCAAGGACGUUGCAUUUCCGGGUUGUUGGAGGGACUAAGUUAGAAGGAAGUUUCCAACUUUCGGACUACAUGCUUUCUCCCCCUGGUCUAUGAAGCAUGCUGUCCUUUGGCUUUGGUGAACACUCUUGUCCCUGAGCUUGACCACAGUUUUAGGUCGAAGAAACACUGCUGAGACGACUUCGCAGCCUAAGGCGACCUUGUCUGCGACCUUCAAGACAAGAGCUGUCGCGGAGGAGGGGCCGGGCGUUUUCCUGAGGUCAGCGGCUGGACAUUCCGGCGGUGCCAGGGCGUCACCCUGAGUUCCAGCGAGCCGACGCCACGGGGACUCGCGACCUCGGAGGGGGCCAGCUCUCAAGGUCAGAGGAGGAAGUCGCUGCUGAGGAUGGCCGAGUCCCUGCUGUGCUUUCCGUGCUGCAUAGGUGGCCAGCCGCAGCCGAAGCGUCGCCCCCGGCCGCGGCUCGACCCCAGCAUGAUCAGCCUCCCGACAGACUUCCGGCACACGGCGCAUGUAGGCAGCGGGGAUGUUAGCUCUUCUCCCAACGUCAGUCUCCAUUCCGUGCAGAACCAGAUGUCGUCCAAGGGGGAUUACUCCGACUACAUAGCCCCCGGCCACCUGCAGUUGUCUGUCAUAGAUCUACCCGCCCGUAGCCCGUCAUAGAGCCGGAGUCUUUUUGGGUUUUUCUCCUGACUGAAUGCAGGCUGGCUUUUGGUUCGUUUUUCUACCUAGGAGACUUUUUUUUCUCUACUCUCCCUGUCUGUGUUUGAUGACGCAGGCCUGCGAGAGGAAGGUGAACGAGAGAA
This is a messenger RNA of Aplysia californica (California sea hare), 837 nucleotides long. Its product is annotated as CDC42 small effector protein 2. The transcript has 6 exons. Gene Ontology annotation, molecular function: small GTPase binding. Gene Ontology annotation, biological process: regulation of Rho protein signal transduction. The coding region runs from base 419 to 694 and encodes 91 amino acids. Gene Ontology annotation, cellular component: plasma membrane. NCBI's taxonomy places the organism in Eukaryota, Metazoa, Mollusca, Gastropoda, Aplysiida, Aplysiidae. The record is from RefSeq and is a predicted model, not a curated record.